Messenger RNA from Penicillium daleae, 1254 nucleotides. RefSeq lists its product as uncharacterized. Gene Ontology annotation, biological process: long-chain fatty-acyl-CoA metabolic process. NCBI's taxonomy places the organism in Eukaryota, Fungi, Ascomycota, Eurotiomycetes, Eurotiales, Aspergillaceae. The transcript has a single exon. Gene Ontology annotation, molecular function: alcohol-forming very long-chain fatty acyl-CoA reductase (NADP+) activity. The coding region runs from base 1 to 1254 and encodes 417 amino acids. The record is from RefSeq and is a predicted model, not a curated record. Gene Ontology annotation, cellular component: peroxisome.
AUGGCCUCGCCGCCAGCCCAGAGACCAUCCCAUGUCGAGCAGAUCAUCAGAGAAGGAUAUGCAAAGUACUUUGAAGGACAAAUAGUUUUCCUAACGGGAAGUACCGGUUCAUUAGGAGGAUGUCUACUAUACAAAUUAGCACUUCAGUUACCGACACGCAGGAUAUACGCUUUGAUUCGCGGGACACCAGACGAAGCGAUUGCGAAAUGGAAACGAGCCAUGCCGAAUCAUACACAGGCCAUCCUCGCCUCGAAAAAGGUGGACUUCAUCAUCGGCGACAUCAAAGCAGUCGACUUUGGCAUUCAACCCUCAGUCUUAGAAAAGCUACGAAAUGAGGUUACCCUGGCCAUCCAUACAGCCGCCAAAAUCACCCUCGAUGCCAAUCUCCACGAUGCGAUUGAGAAUAACUGUCUCCCAUCACUGGAAAUGGCCCGCAUCGCCUCCCACUUCCGCCGACUAAAACUAUUGAUUCAAAUUUCCACCGCCUACAUCAACAGCUUCCUACCCGAUGGACCCGUUCUUGAGCGACCAUACACACUCUCCGACCAAGACCCGGAGGAAGAACUAGCAUCCGCGCUGUCCCUAGAUCAAUCCCCUUAUACGGGUCGCUUCGCCUCGACCUACGCCCAGGCCAAGUACCUCAUGGAACGACUCCUGCCCACGCGCUACCCGCUUCUACCGAUCUUACUACUUCGCCCGACGAUCUUCGGCCAGGCCCUCCGCCACCCCUACCCGCUGUACGGCCUGGAGAACUCGACGCCUAUGAGCAAAUUCUUCCAAUAUUUCAUGGCCGAUCGGGGCGCCACGCAGGUCUGGCAUGCCGCAGAGGGAUAUAAGACCGGUGCGAAUAUCCUGGAUGAGAUUCCAGUGGACUUUGUCGCGAAUGCAUGUCUACUACACGCUGCGGCGCGCACGACGGGGAUUGUCCAGAUUGGCUCGGAGUUGUAUCAACCGUUGACGUUUGAUGAGUAUCUGGAUAUUGCUGUUUCGAAUGCGCCGCCGGCUAUUCGUCGUGACUUGCCUCGGGUAGUCUUUACUGAAGACCGGAGUGCGCCGCAAUGUUUCUUGGCUGAGUUGGUGCAGGUUGCGUCUCGGAAUUGGUUGUUUGAUUGUGGUCGGUCUUAUUGGAUGAAACAAGUUGGUGGUCCGCUGAGUUUGCGUGCGGAUAAGUGGGAGAUUGAGGAGGUGAAUAAGAAGCGGAUUCAACAGAUUUACAAGCGGGCUGUGGAGAGGGUUGAGAGGGCUCGGAUGUAA